Messenger RNA from Cottoperca gobio, 711 nucleotides. It is a transcript of the gene polr2i, whose product is annotated as RNA polymerase II subunit I. The record is from RefSeq and is a predicted model, not a curated record. Bases 109 to 489 code for a protein of 126 amino acids. Gene Ontology annotation, molecular function: zinc ion binding; nucleic acid binding; DNA-directed RNA polymerase activity. Gene Ontology annotation, biological process: DNA-templated transcription; transcription-coupled nucleotide-excision repair; transcription initiation at RNA polymerase II promoter. Gene Ontology annotation, cellular component: RNA polymerase II, core complex. The transcript has 6 exons. Lineage: Eukaryota; Metazoa; Chordata; Actinopteri; Perciformes; Bovichtidae.
GACGGUCUGUUUUCAAACUAGUGGAAGUAGCCAUCGCGGGGGUAAAAGAAGUGAAGGAGCAGCGCGUUUAUUAUUUGUCGCGUUUAGCUUCAACAUAUAGUUUUUCCAAUGGAUUUGGAAACUGGAACAUACGAACCAGGAUUUGUUGGGAUUCGGUUUUGUCAAGAAUGUAACAACAUGUUAUACCCUAAAGAAGACAAGGAGAACCGUAUCCUGCUUUAUGCGUGCAGGAACUGUGACUACCAACAAGAGGCAGACAACAGCUGCAUCUACGUCAACAAGAUCACCCACGAGGUUGAUGAGUUGACACAAAUCAUCGCUGAUGUGUCUCAGGAUCCAACACUACCUAGGACAGAGGAUCACCCCUGUCCCAAAUGCGGUCACAAGGAGGCAGUGUUCUUCCAGUCUCACAGUAUGAAGGCUGAGGAUGCAAUGAGACUGUACUACGUCUGCACGGCGCCUCACUGUGGACACAGAUGGACAGAGUAAAGCUGGAGAUAAUGAAAAGGUCCAACAGUUCAUGAAAAGCUGCAGCUCAGAGAGUUCUUCUUCUUUAACUCUUACUGUGCAGUUUGCUGUCAAACCGCUGAACUGCCGUGGAUGUUAUCUUGCUUUGAUGACACCAUCUUGUGAAUAUAAUGUAUUAAUACUUUUUUUUAUAGAAGUUGUCAUUUUUAAAUGUGUUUUGUUAGAUUAAAAGAAUCAAUUGUU